Fimicolochytrium jonesii is the source of this 1003-nucleotide messenger RNA. RefSeq lists its product as uncharacterized. The transcript has 3 exons. Gene Ontology annotation, molecular function: RNA nuclease activity. Bases 88 to 804 code for a protein of 238 amino acids. The record is from RefSeq and is a predicted model, not a curated record. NCBI's taxonomy places the organism in Eukaryota, Fungi, Chytridiomycota, Chytridiomycetes, Spizellomycetales, Powellomycetaceae. Gene Ontology annotation, biological process: regulation of gene expression. Gene Ontology annotation, cellular component: peroxisome.
AAGGAUUAGCUCUGCAAAGCGAGCUGACAUGUUCUGGCGUUUCUCUCGCUAUGUCCGCCCCGUGGCCGGAAGGAAACAGCGGAUUCAAUGAUCAUCGCGGACAUGAUGGCUUUUGCAAUUGAUAACCCUGCUCCAGCGGUGGUCGUGUUGAUUUCCGGUGAUGGCGACUUUUCCUACGCCUUGUCGCUACUGAACGGUCGGCAGUACACCAUCGUGCUCUGCGUCAACAUCGAUAGCGCUCCGGUCGUGCUCACCAGUGCCGCAUCCCACGUUCUGAACUGGAGAUUGGACGCCCUGAGUCUGACCGCCGGCCCCACCGAAGUCAAGGCCGUCACUUCUGUCGCGGACACAGGAUCUGGAUCCGCAGCCUCCACACCAUCAAGAUCACGGACAGCUUUGCUCCGCCCGUCCGAGUUCCCAACGGUCCCCGCAUCCUCACCACCAACUCCCGCAACGUCGUCGGGGACAGACACCCCCCCAGCUUCUCUCAUCAAGCUUCCAACCUCCGCCACGACUAUCACCACCCCGACAAGCUCGACAAGUACCACCACGAAACGAAUCCCGGAACAAUACCUCGACCUAAUCACCGUGCUGCGCGCCCGAGCCCGCGAAGGCCAGAACAAGCCGCUGCGCAGCCAAGUCGGGGUGGCUCUCACCCUCUGCAACCCGAUGCUGUACCAACGCGCCUUGGGGCCCGCCAAUUUCGCACAGUAUAGCAAGGAGGCCGAGGCGCUGGGGUUGGUGGUGUUGGGUGGGGAGUCGGGGACGGCGUGGAUUGCGUUGGGGGCGGACUAUGCUUUGUGAGGGGGGAGGGAGUAGAGUUAGGCCGUAUUGCAUUUAGGUAGUCUCCUUUUGGGCGAGAGGUGGUAUGAUAGUAUAGCGACGGUGGGUGGGGUUGAGACUAUGCCGGCAUUGUAUGUAGGUACAUCCGGAAUUUAGUUCGUUCUCCUUCCUCUCUUUCCGUGACGAGAACCGACAAUCGGCCAUAAAUAAAUGAAUCCUA